AUGCAAAUUUCGUUGCGAUCAUCUAAAGUCGAGACAGGAAGAGGAGCUCUUGUAGUAGAUAUUGUAGUGGAGGGCGUCCCUGAGCUAGUUGUCGAGGAAAGUGAAGCUUUAUUGGUGGAGGAAAUCGUUGAGUAUGGCUUCGAAGACAGGGUUGAGGAUGACUUCGAAGACAGGGUUGAGGAUGACUUCGAAGACAGGGUUGAGGAUGACUUCGAAGACAGGGUUGAGGAUGACUUCGAAGACAGGAUUGAGGAUAGUUUCGAAGACGUAGAAGGCUUCACUAUUGAAGUCGUACGAGAAGGCAGCGUUGUCAACGUGGUACCAAAUGACUUGUGA
Molecule: messenger RNA, 336 nt
Organism: Aureobasidium melanogenum CBS 110374
Lineage: Eukaryota; Fungi; Ascomycota; Dothideomycetes; Dothideales; Saccotheciaceae
Exons: 2
Coding region: 1-336 (111 amino acids)
Source: RefSeq, a predicted model, not a curated record